Molecule: messenger RNA, 476 nt
Organism: Dermacentor silvarum
Lineage: Eukaryota; Metazoa; Arthropoda; Arachnida; Ixodida; Ixodidae
Exons: 3
Coding region: 45-476 (143 amino acids)
Source: RefSeq, a predicted model, not a curated record
AUGUGCAUUCUUCCGCCAUUGCUCUACCGUGAUUCUCCGGCACGAUGACCGUGUUCGGUGACACGCUGGCCAUGGUCCUGGUCGUCAUCGGAGCAGCGCUGACGGGCCUGCUUAUCUGGCUGCUGAUACGCAAGUACGACCGCGAACACGGUAUCGACGGCGCCUCGCGUCGCAAAGCCGACGCAGGCAUGUCACCGCUUUCGGGCGAGACUGCGUCACCCGUGAGCCCCGUCUGUGGCCACGAGGUUGCCCCUGAAGGAGGGCCCCGUGAAACGGCGCAAUCCACGGACGCCCUCAGGAUGUGUCCCAUCACUGCGUUCUCGGGCAAAGAACCAACGCCGGACGACGCUACUGCCCAUGGCGGAGGACCCGUCGCCACGUCGUUGCCACCGAAGGAUCCCCCGGGGACGUCUCCCAUCACCUUGUCGUCCGGCGAAGAAGCACUAUUGGGGGCGAUGGCGAGUGGCUACGAGUAA